AUGGCGCUGACCUUCGUCCUCUCUCCACUUCGGCCGGCGCCGCAGCUUGCGCCGGCCACACGGCCCGGCGUCCCACCGCGAGGCCCGGCUGGUGCUCCGAGCAGCGCCUGUGGCGCCGCCGUGACCGGCGGCUUCUUGGCCGCCUGGGGGCAGCACACAGCGCGCACAGCGCGUCGAGGGCGGGUGGUGAGGUUGGCGGAGACGGAUCCCAAUAGCUAUGUGCCCAUCCUGUUGGAAAUGGAGGAAGGGAAGGCAUAUCAAAUUGAAGCCAGGCCCAAGGAUACGGUGAAGACCCUGAAGGCCGUGUUGAACCUGGAGUUGGGUUUUGCAGAACAAGCCAUUCAGUUGAGUUUUGAUGGGAAGGUCUUGAGUGAUGAGAUGGAGUUGACCGAAGUGGACCUGAAGGAAGGAUCCAAGCUUCAGAUGGAGGUGGUGGAAGUGACUGAGGAGGCUGUUUCUUCCAGCUCCGGCGAAGGUGACGGCAUUCGGAUUUUCAUCAAAGUGGACUCAGCAGGCAAGACCACCAAGCUGACCUUGAACUUAGAUCCAGAGGAGGGGAUUGAAGAUGUGAAACUGGAAGCGUAUGAACAGUUCCGCGACAAGGUGCCAUUCUUGUGCGACUCCCCUCCCAAAGAGUAUGGAUUGUUCCUGCUGGAUGGGACUCCGGUGGCUGAUAGUAGGGGCAACCUGCGAUGGCUAAAGAAAAGUGAACGGCUGAAGGAGACCCAAACGGUCGCAGAGAAUGGCUUGGAAGGUGGGGAGGAGCUGGUGUUUGCCAACCUCAUGUGGCUGGAUCUGGGCAGUUGA
Molecule: messenger RNA, 807 nt
Organism: Cladocopium goreaui
Lineage: Eukaryota; Dinophyceae; Suessiales; Symbiodiniaceae
Source: the annotation of a GenBank genome assembly